AGAAGAAGAACUAGAACUAGAACUGCUUGUUAGCACGUGGGUUAGCCAAGAAGUUUGGCAACAACUGUAACAAUAAAAAUAUGAUGCAGAGUUCGGAAAGUUUGGACGGUUUGCGUGCUGUUAAAGUCCGCCAGAAAGCAGCAAAGAAGAGGAGUAAGGAGGCGGAGGAGGAGCAGCAGGAGGAGAGCUUUGGCAGCAAACUGUCCAUUGAGGAUGAUGAUGAUCUGUCUGACAGUGAGGACAGCGUUUACUCUGGACUGGAGGACUCUGGGAGUGACACUGAUGAGGAGGAUGAGGAGGUAGAGGAAGCAGGAUCCUGCAGUGACAAUGAGGAGCUGAAGCAGAGCGUGGAAGGACAUGAGGUUGAGGAAGGACAGAAGGACGAGUACCAGCAUGACUCAUCAGACGAAGAGGACAUCAGGAACACUGUGGGGAACAUUCCCAUGGAGUGGUACAAAGAAUUUCCUCACAUUGGCUACAAUCUGGAUGGAAAAAAGAUCUUUAAGCCAAUCAGGAACAAGGAUGAGCUGGACCAGUUCCUGGACAAAAUGGAGAACCCUGAUUACUGGCGUACUGUCCACGAUAAGCAGACAGGAAGUGACAUCAUGCUGUCAGAUGAUCAAGUGGAAUUGGUAAAUCGUCUCCAGAGGGGACAGUUUGGAGACGUCAACUUCAGUGAAUACCAGCCUUCAGUGGACUUUUUCAGUAAGGACGUGAUGCUUCAUCCCGUCACCAACAGACCUGCAGACAAACGUAGCUUCAUCCCAUCACUUAUUGAGAAGGAGAAGGUCUCUAAACUGGUUCAUGCUAUAAAGAUGGGCUGGAUCAAACCUCGGCGAGUAGAAGAUGACAGCGCAAGCCGAUUUUAUGACCUCUGGGCUACUGAGGACUCAUCCAUCCUCGCAAGGCACAGAAUGCACCUUCCUGCCCCCAAAAUCCCACUUCCUGGUCACCAGGAGUCCUACAACCCCCCACCGGAGUAUCUGUUUAACGAGGAGGAGCGUGCAUUGUGGGAGCAGCAGGAUCCAGCAGACAGGAAGCUGCCAUUUGUUCCCAGGAAGUUCUCAAGCCUUCGUCAGGUUCCAGCUUUUCCUCGUUUUAUCCAUGAGCGUUUUGAGCGCUGCCUCGACCUCUACCUGUGUCCCCGCCAGCGGAAAAUGAGGGUCAAUGUGAAUCCAGAGGAUCUGAUACCAAAACUUCCCAAACCCAAAGACUUGCAGCCGUUUCCAACCACACAGUCUCUGGUGUAUCGGGGUCACAGUGGCCUGGUCCGAUCAAUCAGUGUCUCACCGUCAGGACAGUGGCUCGCUUCAGGCAGUGAUGACGGCUCGGUUAGAAUCUGGGAAGUUUGUUCAUCUCGCUGCCUGAAGACGGUACAGGUGGUCGGAGCUGUGAAAGACGUGUCAUGGAACCCGAACCUUGCUGUCUGUCUUCUGGCUGUUGCUCUAGACUCUGUUGUGUUGAUCUUGUCUCCGUCUCUGGGAGACAGACGGGUCAUCUUGGCAUCAGAGCAGCUCCUCUCAGCACAGCAGGAGGUGGAAGCAGAGGGGACAGAGCCUGUUACCUGGAGCGAUGCUGAAGGAGACGAGUUGAGUCAGUGGAUCCGCCUUAAAAUCCAGCAUCCCAAGGCUGUUCACCAGGUGGCAUGGCACGCUAAAGGGGACUACCUGGCGUCUGUGAUGCCAGAUAACUCCAGCCACCUCCAGGUGUUUAUCCACCAAAUGAGUAAGAGGCGGAGCCAAAACCCCUUCAGGAAGAACAAGGGGCUGGUUCAGUGUGUUUCCUUUCAUCCUGUCAGGCCGUACUUCUUUGUGGCAACUCAGCGCUCUGUGCGCGUCUACAAUCUGUUAAAGCAGGAACUGACCAAAAAACUGCAGGCCAACUCCAAGUGGAUCUCCAGCAUGGCCAUCCACCCUGGAGGUGAUCACGUGAUCUGUGGAAGUUACGACUGUCGGCUUGCCUGGUUUGAUCUCGACUUAUCUACAAAACCCUACAGAAUGUUACGCCACCAUAAGAAGGCGGUGAGGGGCGUGGCUUAUCACAGGGUCUACCCACUGUUUGCCUCAGCGUCUGACGAUGGCGCUGUCAUUGUCUGCCAUGGCACCAUUUACAGCGACCUGUUGCAGAACCCGCUGAUUGUCCCUGUGAAAGUUCUUAAGGGUCACGUGUUGACACAUGACCUGGGUGUGCUAGAUGUGACCUUUCACCCCACUCAGCCCUGGAUCUUCUCCUCUGGAGCCGACACAACUAUUCGCCUCUUCACUUAGCUCCUCCCAUUUAGGAUACAGGCAGAUAAACUGCUUUCAGUCCCUGCUGUGGCCUUCACAAUCAUCUGAACUAAAGACUGUUUGUUUUUAAAUUAAUCAAUGUGAUGCUGAUGAAUAAAAACAUGUUGCACACAACAGUAAAUCAGCUCUACAGAGUUCUUCAUGGAGGAGCUGCUGAGAACCAAAAAGUUUGACAUGUUUCUGUGUAUAUUGAGUUAUGUACUUGUGAUAACAUGAAUGGAUAUGAUGACUUGCAUCACUGGCACAUAACCCGCAAAUGCAAGGCGCUCCCUCACAGGGCCUUGACCCCACAAGAUGUGACGUGUUGCAGCAAGAUUACUUAUAGUGAGGUGAGGGACUCUGGCCAGGACCACAUACCUGGACAUGAUGUGCACCUGGCCAGUCUGCAGGACCCAAGUGCAAAGGCCAGACGGGACCCGAAUCUCCACAGCAAGAACAGGCUGGGACUGCCCACAGCAGGCAGCAUCCUCCAAUAAAACAUGUCUCUAAUAAAUCCAGAUUCAUUUUUAAGUCUCAUUGAGCUUGCAACACUUUUAAAUCUGAAAUACAACAAUGUCUAUUUAGUAAACUAAUUAUAAA
This is a messenger RNA of Thalassophryne amazonica, 2867 nucleotides long. RefSeq names its product BOP1 ribosomal biogenesis factor (gene bop1). The coding region runs from base 81 to 2267 and encodes 728 amino acids. Gene Ontology annotation, cellular component: preribosome, large subunit precursor; PeBoW complex. Gene Ontology annotation, biological process: maturation of LSU-rRNA from tricistronic rRNA transcript (SSU-rRNA, 5.8S rRNA, LSU-rRNA); ribosome biogenesis. Lineage: Eukaryota; Metazoa; Chordata; Actinopteri; Batrachoidiformes; Batrachoididae. The transcript is spliced from 16 exons. Gene Ontology annotation, molecular function: protein binding; ribonucleoprotein complex binding. The record is from RefSeq and is a predicted model, not a curated record.